Messenger RNA from Nerophis lumbriciformis (worm pipefish), 1028 nucleotides. Its product is annotated as protein unc-119 homolog B-like. Gene Ontology annotation, cellular component: cilium. The record is from RefSeq and is a predicted model, not a curated record. Gene Ontology annotation, biological process: lipoprotein transport; cilium assembly; nervous system development. Lineage: Eukaryota; Metazoa; Chordata; Actinopteri; Syngnathiformes; Syngnathidae. Gene Ontology annotation, molecular function: lipid binding.
CCAUCUUCGCGCACUUUCAUCCACACAAAGGCAGACAUGAGCGGGGCCAAAGCCGACAAGGUCUCCGGCGGCUCCGCGGCUCCUUCGCGGGAGCGCAUGUCCGGCGGAGCGGUUCUGAAGAGGCUCCGCUCCCGCAGGAGUCAAGCGGACAGCAGGCCCGUCACGGAGGACGACUUGCGGGCACGGAGCGGACACGCCACGCCGGAGGAUGUCCUCGGACUGCGGGGGGCGACACGAGGCUACCUCUGUAAACCCCAGGACAACAUCUACAACGUCGACUUUGUGCGCUUCAAGAUCAGAGACCUGGACUCAGGAACUGUCCUGUUUGAGAUCGCCAAACCGCCGCAUUCAGAGGAAGACGAGGAAAACCGAGCGGCAGACGCCAUCGCAGGCCGUUUCGUGCGCUACCAGUUCACCCCGGCAUUCCUCCGCCUGAGGACGGUGGGAGCCACGGUGGAGUUCACCGUCGGCAACCGGCCCCUGAACAAUUUCCGAAUGAUUGAGCGCCACUACUUCCGAGAUCGCCUCCUGAAGACCUUCGACUUUGACUUUGGCUUCUGCAUCCCAAACAGCCGAAAUAGCUGCGAACACAUCUAUGAGUUCCCUCAACUGUCCGAGGGCUUAGUGCGUCAGAUGGUGGAGUGUCCCUACGAGACUCGCUCUGACAGCUUUUAUUUUGUGGACAACAGACUGGUCAUGCACAACAAGGCGGACUACGCCUAUCACGCAGGACAGUGAUGUCUGCCUUUUACACACACACACACACACACACACACACACACACACACACACACACACACACACACACACACACACACACACACACACACACACACACACACACACUUGUAUUUGUUACCUUCUUGAGACCUCCGACAAAUGCCGACCUCUAGUAUUAUAAUCCAUCCAUCCAUCUUCUUCCGCUUAUCCGAGGUCGGGUGGCGGGGGCAGCAGCCUAAGCAGGGAAGCCCAGACUUCCCUCUCCCCAGCCACUUCGUCCAGCUCUUCCUGUGGGACCCCGAGGCGUU